Molecule: messenger RNA, 3378 nt
Organism: Lodderomyces elongisporus
Lineage: Eukaryota; Fungi; Ascomycota; Pichiomycetes; Serinales; Debaryomycetaceae
Exons: 1
Coding region: 1-3378 (1125 amino acids)
Source: RefSeq, a predicted model, not a curated record
AUGCUUUCUAGACAAGUUACUUGGACCAAAACUAGAUUGGUUCCUAUAAGAGAUGCGCCACACUUUGUGUUUACACCAACUCCCAUUUGCUCAAAUGUGAGACACAUUUUAUACUCCCACAAUGCUGGUAAUAGCCAAAGAAACUUUUCUAUCUCCACCACAUCUCUCAAGUGCAAGUCCAAGUCCAAAAAGAGAAGAGAAAAACAUAGACGCAUUAAUUGUGGAUCAAUAACAGAGCACAAUCAUGAAUAUGGAAACCACAAUUUGAAAUAUCGUAAACACGAAAGAUUGAUUGAUAAAACAGAGGCAGCACCCUCUUUUCAUGAAGGAACAUUAAUUACCAAAAUCUACAAAGAAGAGCCCAUCCAUUGGCUCAACAAUAAACUGACCUCUUUACCAACAAGAAAUAAUGAUGUUGACACCAACGACGCAGCAUUUGCAUCAGCAACUGCAACUGCAACAGCAACAGAUGCGAGCAUUCUAUCAAACCAAAUUGGUGAUUACAAAAUUGAUACAUUACUCAACCAAUUAGAGCAAAUGAUUAAAGUUAAAGACAGUGUAACCAAAGAGAAACACCACCACUCCUACUUUAAACAAAUUUCAACAAUUGAAAACAACAUCAUUAAUGAGCUACUCAAGGAUAACAAAUUCCUCAGAAAAAAUAAAAGUGGCAUAUCAGAUUCUUUAGCACAAGUUGUUCGGAAUAGAAUGCAACAGAUUAGUGACAUGGACUCAUAUGCCAUGGUAAUGCUAGACACAAUGAUUGACUUUGAACACGAUAAAAAAAUGGAUGCUUUGCCACUUCUGAUAUUUGAGUUUAUCGAAUUGGAUGAAAACUUUGACGAGUUUAUGCUUAUCAAAGAUAUCGUUGGUGGCUCCUUUGCUAACAAACAAGUUGCAAUAGCUCGUAUUGACGAUUUCAUUGAAUCAAUAUUGGAAACUAGCGUAUUUGAUCAAUGGCAAACAGACAAAUUUGUCUAUUUGGCAUGCAAAUUGAAACUAGCUGCCUCAGCACUAACAUUUGAUAAAAAUAACUCUUUUGAACUUUUAGACUCGGUUGAACCACUUCCAGAAUACUACGAAGAAAGUGAAGGAUUUGAUACAAUUCUGGAUGCAGCUAUUACAGAAAUGAAUAUCGAUUUAGAGUCUAAAGACAAGCCACAAAUUCAGAAUCCAAAAGAAUUUGAAUCUCAAGUUGACGAAAAGACAUUACAAACUCAUCGCGUAGUUGCUUCUGCAAGUGAGAUGGAUGCAAUCACUAAUAAUAUAACCAAGAAACUGAGUAUUGAUUCACUCAAGAAUCCUUUGCAAAAGUUUGCAAAUUCCGAAUUCUUGAAUGCAAAUGGAUUCAGCACUUAUAAGCAGAUGCCCGAUUGGUUACACCUCGAACGCCAUGUCGAUGAAAUUGCAUUUUUGAAGAAACAUGUUGGUGAUUUCAAUGACAAGGAUCAGGUAUUGCAAAAGGCACACGAAUUGAUGGAGCUUGUAACAAAAGAUGCAAAUAUGUAUCCAGAACUCAAUGGAGGUAGUUUUAUCAAGUUGAGAUCCAAAUUGAUGGAGUUUGCCAACGGAAAUACUCAAGAUUGUUUAAACAUUUUGAAUACCGUUAUGAUCAACCAGGAUGCCUUUACCAAUUUUGAAAGACAAAUGUUGCAGAAGAAGACGGAGAAGGAGAAGGAGAAGGAGAAGAAAAUAAAUUUAGUGUCAAUUAAUGAGGUGGAAGAAAAACAAAUUAAUACUGACAAAGAAGGUAUGGUAAGAGUUGCCUUUUCUAAAGAGAAAAAAUCCUUGGUAUAUAGGCAAAUUCCAGACUGGUUACAUCUUGAUCGUCACACAAAUGAAAUUAAGUUUUUGAAAAGCCAAGUGCAAAGUUUUAGUGACAAGGGUGAGGUGUUAAAUGCAAUGGAAACAGUUUUGGACGAAAUCACAGAGGACGAGACUGUUCAUCCCAAACUAGACGUGAGUAGUUUCUUAAAAUUGAGAUCAAAGUUGAUUGAAUUUAGCUCUGGCAACUCAAUCGAUUGUUUGGAAAUCCUCGAUACAGUUAUUGUUAGUUACGAUGCUUUUGAACAAUUUGAAAAGCAAAAGUCUAAGAAACUGGAAACACAGAGUAAAGCACAGAGUAAAGCACAGAGUAAAGCACCGAGUAAAGCACAAAGUAAAGCAAAUUUGAAAAAGUUGGAGAGUGUUGAUCAGUCAUGGAAAAAAUCUCCAUUACGUGACUAUAUACCUGAGCUUUUAUCCUUGAAGGGCCUCUUAGGUGUGCAGCUGUUCAAAGAUAGCGAAGAGAGCACAAUUAUUCGUGUUUUGGAUGAUAUUGUGGGAGAGCAUUUUGCACAAUCUAUAGGAAAAGACGAGGAGGAAAGUACAAAGGAGGCAUUUCGAAUGCUUAGGUUAAAGGCAAAGCUUCAAAAUUUGUUUGAAACAAAUGUUAAAGGACGAGCAUUCUUGGACUUUUUGAUUACCGAAGAAGUAAUUGAAGAGGCAAUAAUGGCUCCAACCACAGUUUCCGCUUUAGAAGGUCAAAUCAAUAAGCCAGUUAUUAAUAAUAACAGUCCAAGACAGAUAAAUGAACCUGUCACCACCACUACCAGCACCACCAGCACCACCAGCACCACCAGCACCACCAGCACCACUAGCACCACCAGCACCACCACUCCUGAUGAUAUUGCUCGUAGUGAACAUUCUCAAAUUCAAAGGAAUAUAGAAAAUGAACAAGUCCCAGCUGAUUCACCUGACUUAGCAGAAUUUUCAAACACAAAUAGGUUGCAAAAAACACCAGAAAAAUUCAAAGACCAGAGGGAAGAGCAAGAGAAAGAGACACACUCCAAUUUUGUGCUUGAUGUUGCCAAAUUGGAAAAGUAUUUACAAAAAGCAAAGGCUGAAAAAGAUAGCGAGCUUCGUGCUAAAGAAGCGUACGACUGGAGUGUUGAGCAAUUACAGGCACAAAAUUGGAAAGUGGUGGACACGGAAGUUAGAGAUGGCCGUCAAUAUGUGACUAUUCGCGCCGAGGGGCCAAACGACGGUGGCUCUCGGAAAGCAAUGACAGAUAUGCUAAAAGCUAUGACGGUUAUAGCAUUGGGUCUUAUUGGCAUCAGCUACUAUAUUGAUGAAACAAGGGGAGCUGAGGUAAAUGAGAAGAAAACCAACACUGCUGGUUCAGUCGAGACUUUGGAGAAUGCUGACCGUGUACUUGCUGCUAGUAGACCAACGACAAAACCUUCGUUGUCUGAAGAAGCAAGAGAUGCCAAUUCUGCACCAGAAAUUACAGACUUGAUAGAUCUUUUACCAAGUCAAAAAAAUUUUAAAGAUGCAGAGAAGAAGGUGGGAGACCUUUCAAAUUCCAGUUGGUGGCUGGGUCUUUUUUGGAAAAAGUAG